Molecule: messenger RNA, 1774 nt
Organism: Pseudo-nitzschia multistriata
Lineage: Eukaryota; Bacillariophyta; Bacillariophyceae; Bacillariales; Bacillariaceae
Source: the annotation of a GenBank genome assembly
AUCGUUGUAGUUUGUGUCCUUUUUGCCAAGCCGGAAACGUUCUGUACCGUAUGUACAGUACCCAAGUACUAGUCAGUCUACUAUGGAUUAUGGAUACUACUAGCCCGGAAAAAGCUGGGUCCUAUGGGUCGAACCGUACAUAUUAGUAUGAUGUGUUCUAGAUACGAAAAGUAUGUACGGACCCACUGGAUCUUUCACCGAUAGGUCGAAUUGUGAGCCAACGAUACCGUACGAUAAAUGACGAUCUAAUGAAACAAGCAAAAACCUGUUGGUGAUGGUCAAAAUCCAACGCAGCAACUACAUGAAAAGCAAAAAAAAGCCAAUCGAUGGUCUCUUUUCAAUAUAUCGUGGCCGACUGCAACGACGCCAUCGCAGACUCUUUUGAUUAUUGCGUCCAUUGCCGGUGCAGCUUGCGCAAUCCAAAGAAAGAAGGCACGGGUUGCGGUGAACGAGGUGCCGCCGAUGGAAAAGAAGGCGGUGUCAAUCGCAACAGCUGCAGCUACGCACCGGACGACGAUCAGCCCAUUGCCAUGCGAUGCUCUCGCUGUUGCGCAGUGCACUACUGCUCCCGCCGGUGCCAAAUAGCAAACUAUCCMCUCCACAAAAAACGCUGCAAAACGAUACAAGCGCUGCGGACGGCAACAACAACGAUAACUCCUUUCUCAACAGACGAUGGCACGAAUCCGAAACGGCGCAUGGCACUGGCCCACCACAUCCUCGAUCUUGCUUAUUGCUCCACGGACACAAUCGAUCGGGGGCGCUACACCUACAACCUGGCGCUCGUCGAGUUCUACAAGCUCCUUCGGAUAGACUUCGCUUCGGUCGGGGCCCUCCAGAGCGUCCUUUUGCUCUCGGCAAUACUGGGGUACGAACGCAUCUGCCUCGGGCUGAUAGAGUAUUGCCUGCACAGCGAGGAGGUAGCUACAACAAAGACCGAGUCGAUCGACGAAGACUCUUUGCUGGAAUGGAUCUACGGAGACACAAGAGAAGCGAGCGCACACACUAGUACCAUUGCCGUCGAAUUCGACGAAACAGAAACACAAUGCAGCCCGUAUUCAUCAAAGCACAAACUCAAAACCAAGAUUCCGUGGCAGCCACAUUGGUGUCCCAACACUUUCUUGGUCCCGCUGAUGCUGAUUCAACUCCGAAUGGAUGCUCGGGGAUUGGCAUCGAACRAAAAACAACMGCAACCGCAACCGCAASACCAGGAGCAUCCUCCACGGCGACAACUCCGAGAUUCCGCGAGGCUUUGCCGAUUGGUCGAAUUCGCAACAAACAAUACCCUCCCCGUCCUGAGGUCCCUCGAUCCUGGUUCUAUGGCUCGAUGGGGCGAAUYGGCCGCUGUUGGCCUGUUCACGGGAGACUGUGAAAGCAACAACGCAUCGAUGCACUGCCGGAACGAAGAACCCUGGCCCMGUGUCUGCGGUCUGUUUUGGAUGCUUCUCAGGGACUGUGUGGCGUUUACGCCCUGCCUAUCGGAGGCGCUGGAGGAGACGAUAGCACACAUGGAAUCGGAUAACAUGCCGGUCUUGCCGGAGUGCUGGCUUGGUGGACGCUCGGAUUCAUCGGCGGACGAUUUCCCGGGCGAGCUCGAGGAAAUGCUACGGGUCGAAGACACCGCAAGAACCGAAAGCGGGCAGCCGACAUGGSUUCUGCGAGGCCAACGCACGCGGUGAUUGCAUCACGGGGGAAAGCGACGGGGGGAAAGACGACGCACGGAGCGGGGAUCAACGCUCCGGAACAAUAGGCAUGACACUAAAACGGACUUCGCCGA